Messenger RNA from Monosiga brevicollis MX1, 438 nucleotides. RefSeq lists its product as uncharacterized. The transcript has 5 exons. The coding region runs from base 1 to 438 and encodes 145 amino acids. Gene Ontology annotation, cellular component: mitochondrial inner membrane. NCBI's taxonomy places the organism in Eukaryota, Choanoflagellata, Craspedida, Salpingoecidae. The record is from RefSeq and is a predicted model, not a curated record. Gene Ontology annotation, biological process: positive regulation of mitochondrial membrane potential.
AUGUGGAAGUUCGAUAAAAUUGACGUGAUCUCCACUGGCCAGCAGCGUGUGCGAAUGCUGCGGCGAGAUUCUGAGCCGAGCCACAUCACGCGAGCAAAUCAUCAGCACCCGAGCCACGUGACGCGAGUGCCAGUGUACCCCUCACCGGCCGUGAAUGUGAGAUCGCUCCGCCUAUUGACGAGCACCAGCAAAAGCACCAUUCGCAGAUCGGAGGCGAGGGUGGUUUGCCGUUGCCGUGGUCAUCGUCUUUGGGAUCGCAGCAUCAUGAGCGAAGUGACUUUGGGCUCGCGCACGUUGGGUUUCACGUUGUUCCUCGCCUUUGCCGCUGGCACAGUCUUUGGCUAUCUCGCCCAUGAUGUGGAGCGCAAGUAUCGCAAGUGGCACUACGAACGCUCCCGCAAGCGCUACCUCGAUGCCAAGCGCAACCUAGACCAUUAG